CUGCAUACAACAAACUAUCAUUAUAAACUGUUAAACUUUACCCUGCAUACAACAAACUAUUAUUAUAAACUGUUAAACUUUACCCUGCAUACAACAAACUAUUAUUAUAAACUGUUAAACUUUACCCUGCAUACAACAAACUAUUAUUAUAAACUGUUAAACUUUACCCUGCAUACAACAAACUAUUAUUAUAAACUGUUAAACUUUACCCUGCAUACAACAAACUAUUAUUAUAAACUGUUAAACUUUACCCUGCAUACAACAAACUAUUAUUAUAAACUGUUAAACUUUACCCUGCAUACAACAAACUAUUAUUAUAAACUGUUAAACUUUCCCUGCAUACAACAAACUAUCAUUAUAAACUGUUAA
Molecule: messenger RNA, 369 nt
Organism: Lottia gigantea (owl limpet)
Lineage: Eukaryota; Metazoa; Mollusca; Gastropoda; Lottiidae
Exons: 1
Source: RefSeq, a predicted model, not a curated record